Tribolium castaneum (red flour beetle) is the source of this 1725-nucleotide messenger RNA. Its product is annotated as UDP-glycosyltransferase UGT5-like. Gene Ontology annotation, molecular function: UDP-glycosyltransferase activity. The record is from RefSeq and is a predicted model, not a curated record. The coding region runs from base 60 to 1601 and encodes 513 amino acids. Lineage: Eukaryota; Metazoa; Arthropoda; Insecta; Coleoptera; Tenebrionidae. The transcript has 4 exons.
CUAAAGAUAACACCUUUUUGAACAUAUAGUUCUUGAACAAGAUUAUAUUGUUUGACAUUAUGAUAUUUAAGAAAAUUUUCUUUUUUCUAAUAAUUUUAUUAGAUUAUUCAAGUGGGUCAAAAAUUUUGGGCAUUUUUCCCACUUUCGUCCGAAGCCACUAUUACCUGGCAAAUACCCUGAUGAAUCAUUUAGCUGAAAAAGGGCACAGAGUAACUGUUAUUAGUCCUUUUCUGGAUGAAAAUCCAGCAAAGAAUAACUCCUAUCAAAAUGUCGUGUUGACAGGAUUGGACGAUUUAAAAGACACUGUAAAUAUGUUUGAUUAUGUGAACACGAAUGAGCUUCUUUUCAUAGUUUUGAGUAUAAAAAAAUCGCUAGAAAUGACUGAACUAGUUUUAAAUCACACCAACGUCCAAUAUCUUCUGCAGUCAAAUGAGAAAUUUGAUUUGGUGAUAAUGGAGCGAUUCGUGAAUGAGGCCUAUGUCGGAUUUGCAGAACAUUUCAACUGUCCUUACAUCGUGUUAAGCACUUUUGGAACAAACCCUUGGAUUAACGUUCUAACCGGAAAUCCGGCACCGCCGUCUUAUAUUCCCAACCCCUCCAUGCCACUUUCAAGUAAAAUGAAUUUUUGGGAGAGACAAUUAAAUACGUUAAUGUACAUUUAUGUGCAUUUUCUCCACAACUUUUAUGCAUUUCCGGGACAAAAACUCCUCUACGAGAAAUAUUUCAACGCUUCAACAAAUUUUUACGAUGUCCUUUAUAGACCGUCGCUCGUUUUGCUCAAUUCUCAUCCAGUCACCAACCAACCGGUGCCCUAUGUCCCAAACAUGAUCGACAUAGGAGGAUUUCACAUCAAACCCCGUAGAAAAAUUUCAAAAGAUUUGCAAAUUUUUUUAGAUGAAGCUAAAGAAGGAGUCAUAUAUUUUAGUAUGGGUUCAUUUCUCAAAAGCACGCAACAAUCGCCCGAAAAACACGAAAUUUUCCUUAAAACAUUUUCAAAAUUGAAACUUAAAGUUCUAUGGAAAUGGGAAUCAGACAGGCUUGCGAAUCAAUCUCGAAAUAUCAGAAUUGAAAAAUGGGUACUCCAGCAAAGUGUUUUAGAACACCCUAACGUUAGACUUUUUAUAACACAUGGUGGUCUCUUGAGUAUAAGUGAGGCCGUUCACAGUGGAAUUCCCAUGUUGGUUGUUCCUGUUUUCGGCGAUCAAAAAAUAAAUUCAAGACACGUCGCGGAUCAAGGCAUGGGCCUGUGGUUAGAAUACCACGAUGUUACAGAAUCGACACUGACUAAAAAAAUUAAUGAAAUUUUAUAUAAUCCAAUAUACUUGGAAAACGUGAAACUUAAAUCAAAAAUAUAUAAUGAUCGUCUUGUUGACCCACUGGACGUCGCAACUUAUUGGGUUGAAUACGUCAUUCGUCAUAAAGGAGCUCCACAUCUGCGAAUAGAAGGUGUAAACCUUUCUUGGUAUAAAUAUUUCUUAAUUGACGUUAUUAUCACAAUUUUGAUGUGUGUAUUUAUUGCGUUUUAUUUAAUUUGCAUUGUUCUUAGAACGAUAAGUUCCUUUUAUUUUAAAUGCAAGUGUGAAAAAGUUAAACUGAAUUAAUUGUUGCCUUAUUUUAUUGUCACUUACUCAAAGUAUUGUUUUUGUAUGUUAAUUAUUUACUUGGCCUACAUAAGCUGUUAAUUGUAUUGCCAAUUUAAAAAAAUAAAUUGAAUAAUAAAAUUUA